AUGAAGCUAAAUCCUAGUAAAUGUGCUUUCGGAGUAUCAUCAGGGAAAUCCCUUGGCUUUAUGGUCUCCCACAGGGGAAUUGAAGCGAAUCCUGAUAAAAUUCAAGCAAUACUGGACAUGAAGCCUCCGCAGAAUACCAAGGAGAUCCAAUCUCUUACUAGACGAGUCGCUGCACUCAACAGGAAGCUGAGGCACUAUUUCCAGGCCCAUGUCAUUAAUGUCAUGACGGAUCAUCCACUCAAGAAGGCGAUGAACAGACUGGAAGCUGCUGGACGAUUGAUUCAGUGGGCCGUCGGACUCAAUGAAUUUGACAUCAAAUAUCAACCAAGGCAUGCCAUAAAAGCUCAAACAUUAGCAGAUUUCAUUGCGGAAUUUACCCCAAGUCAUGAUGAGACAGAAGGCAGUGACAGAUGGGUCGUCCAUGUGGAUGGAUCAUCUACAAAGUAUGCAGGUGGAAUUGGUGUGAUUUUACAAUCCCCAGAAGGAGACAAAUUGAGGCAUAAGGUUCAUCUACAGUACCAAGCAACUAACAAUGAAGUCGAGUAUGAAGCCCUUCUCAAAGGGCUAGAAUUGGCUAAGUCUGUGGAAGCCAAGUCUAUACUCGUCCUAGGAGAUUUUCAGUUGGUCAUGGGGCAAGUAAAUGGAAUGUACGAAGCAAAGGAGGAAUGGAAGAGGAAAUACCUUAGUAGGGUAAUGCGCCUAAUGAAGAGAUUUGGAAAAGCUGAAUUCGUUCAAAUCCCGAGGGAGGAAAACGUGGAAACUGAAACUAUAGCGAAAAAAGCCUCAGCAAAUGAAUCUGUGGACGAAUCUAAUGAAAUUCAGUACAUGCCAAGCAUAGAUAUUCAAGAAGUACAACAGGUGGAAAAUAGAGGAAAUUGGAUGACCCCGAUUAUAUCAUACCUGAAAGACGGACAGCUACCAGAAGAGAAAGACGAAGCAAGGAAGCUGAGGAAUCACUAUUCCUCACCCGCUCAUCCUCAAGCAAAUGGCCAAGCUAAAGUGGCAAACCUAUCCUUGUUGAAAAUCAUCAAGACCCGGCUUGAGGGGGCAAAGGGGGUAUGGCCAGAGGAGUUGCCUGGUGUUCUAUGGGCCUACAGGACGACGGUGAGAACCCCUUCGGGGGAAACUCCUUUCAAGCUAGCUUAUAGAAGCGAAGUAGUCAUACCGGUAGAAGUACAUAUGGCCAAUCACAGGGUGAUGAUGUAUCAAGAUAAGGACAAUGAAGAGCAGCUUCGUCUGAACCUUGAUCUAGUAGACAAGGUAAGGGCAGAAGCAGAAUACAAGACAGCAAAGUACAAGAAUCUCAUGGCUAGACAAUAUGAUGCAAUGGUGAAACCAAGGCGUUUCAACAUAGGAGAUCUCGUCCUGAGAAAGGCAAGGAUCCUACUACUUGGAGGCCCUGGACGGGAGGAAACUGGAGCACCCUUGGAACGUGGAGCACUUGAGGAGGUACUAUCAGUAAAAGUCAGCCUAGACGAAAGUAUGGCCAUGGACGAGGCUGGACCUUGUCUGCAGACUUAUGAUUCUACUUAUAUUUAA
Molecule: messenger RNA, 1539 nt
Organism: Quercus lobata
Lineage: Eukaryota; Viridiplantae; Streptophyta; Magnoliopsida; Fagales; Fagaceae
Exons: 4
Coding region: 1-1539 (512 amino acids)
Molecular function (GO): nucleic acid binding; RNA-DNA hybrid ribonuclease activity
Source: RefSeq, a predicted model, not a curated record